Molecule: messenger RNA, 303 nt
Organism: Aspergillus caelatus
Lineage: Eukaryota; Fungi; Ascomycota; Eurotiomycetes; Eurotiales; Aspergillaceae
Exons: 1
Coding region: 1-303 (100 amino acids)
Source: RefSeq, a predicted model, not a curated record
AUGGCGCCCGAUGCUGGGUCAUAUGAGUUUUACCCUAUUACAGGGAUUCCUGUCCCAGACCCCGACUGUUGUGCUGAGACUCCUGACCAAAAAUCCGACCCUUAUGCUGAGAUUAAUAGAAAAGUACCUGUGCGCCAGGACAUUGAUGAAUGGAGCACCAACCAGCGUAACAGAAGGCAGGUGGACCUAUUCAUUCUAGCCCUGGAAAAGCUUCAGAAGAGGGAUCCAAAAGAAAGACUGUCUUACUUUCAAAUCGCGGGUAUCAAGCCAACUGCUAAAAGAUAUUACUCCAUGGAAAGCUGA